AUGGACUUCGACCAGCAGGCGCAGGCCAAGGAGCUGGCAGCGGCAUUCGAGGCGACGCUUGCCCAGGUGGACUCCGCGCACGUCUUCCCGGAGAUGCGCAGGGCGGCGCUGUGCCAGGCCAAGUGCUGCGACACUUGUCCCAACCGCGAGGCCCUCCAGGCCUGCUACCAGGGCUGCACGCGCCGCGCGGAUGCCAUGCAGGCCGCCGUGAGCCGGCAGCUGUCGGGCUUCCAGGAGCGGCUGUCGCGGUGCCUGAUGCGGUGCCAGGACCAGGCGCGCGACUCGCUCCCGCCGGCGCCCAACGAGCGGCAGGUGGAGAAGGCGACGGCGGCGGCGGCGGCGUGCGCGGGGGCGUGCGGGGCGGAGUACAAGAAGAAGCUGCCCAAGUUGAAGGCGGAGAUCGAGGCGCAGAUUAAGGGGCUGUGA
Ostreobium quekettii is the source of this 426-nucleotide messenger RNA. NCBI's taxonomy places the organism in Eukaryota, Viridiplantae, Chlorophyta, Ulvophyceae, Bryopsidales, Ostreobiaceae. The record is from the annotation of a GenBank genome assembly.